AUGACCUCAGUUCAGAGUGAAGAUAACUCCUCUUUAAUUUAUGGAGACGAUUUUGACGACGAUGAUGAAUCGAUCGACCUAUAUGAAUCGCAGACGACAGCAACGUGCUCUAUGGGGGACACAGCAUGUCAUAAGCUAAACAGCUUGGUAAGUCAGGAAUCUGAAUUUGACUUUGACGAGGAUCAGUUCAGUGGUAACGAAUCAGAUGACGAACUACUUGUAGAUCCAAUGACACUGAGCAAGAAGGCCCUUGACGACGAUAAAGGUGGCUCCAGCCUGAAAUAUGAAUGCUUAACUACGCAAGAUAUACUCGACAGAAUGCUCAAGCGUGUUCACCAUCUGCAGCCUGUUUUCUCUAUUCCUUCAGAGGAUAUUCUGGUAUUGAUGCAGCGAUAUGAUUGGAAUGAGGAGCGAUUACUGGAGGAAUGGACAGAGAAGAUGGAUGAAUUACUUGUAGAAGCGGGAAUCAAUACCAGCAACCCUGGUGAUAAAUUGAAUAUCACAAUGCGUGGAAUUAAGCACAGAUCAGAUUUUAAUUGUUUCAUCUGUUGCGAGGUUCGUUCAACAGAAACCUUUUCCUUGGAAUGUGGUCAUGAAUAUUGUAUUGAGUGUUAUCGACGCUAUAUUAGCGAUCGACUUAACGAGGGAAAUGUCAUUACGUGUAUGGACUGUGCGCUAGCACUGAAGAAUGAAGACAUAGAUGCUAUAAUGGGGACUCCGUCAAGUGCUCGACUUAUGGACUCAUCCAUCAAGAGUUUUAUACAAAAACACAACCGAAAUUACAAAUGGUGCCCAUAUGCCGACUGCAAGUGCAUAAUCCAUUUGAAUGAUACAAGCUAUCUACAGGAAUACACCCGCCUUCACUGUUCAAGGUUUGUUACUUGUAAGUUUUCCCACAUCUUCUGCUUUGGAUGUGGAUACGGUAUGCAUGCACCAGCCGAUUGUAAUGUUACCAUGGCUUGGGUAAAAAAGGCUAGGAAAGAGUCGGAAAACUUGAAUUGGGUCCUGUCUCAUACCAAAGAAUGCCCAAAAUGUUCUGUUAAUAUCGAGAAAAAUGGCGGUUGUAAUCAUAUGGUGUGUUCAAGCUGCAAGUAUGAAUUUUGUUGGAUAUGUAGUGGUGAAUGGGGUCCACAUGGUAGAAGCUUCUUCCAGUGCACCAUGUACAAGAAUGACGACGAAAAGCAGAAAGCUUCGGUCGAGAACAGCAAAAAGGCUUUGAAAAGGUAUACCUUUUAUUAUAGAGUAUUCAAUGAGCAUGAAGUCUCCGCUAAAUUGGACUGGAAACUGGGUCAGACAGUGGGGCAAAAGGUAAAGGCGAUGCAGGAGAAAAUGGGUGUGUCAUGGAUUGAGGGUCAGUUUCUGGCAGAAAGUCUGCAAAUAUUAAAUGAAGGACGAACGGUACUGAAGUGGUCAUUCGCAGUGGCUUUUUAUUCGGAUGCAUCACAUAAUCUAACAAAGAUAUUUGUUGAUAACCAGAUGCUCCUCUCGAAUGCCGUUGAACAGUUAUCUGAAUUACUGCAAAUUAAAAACCCAGAGACGACAAUGAAGAGAAAGUCCGAGUUUUACAAUAAAGCAGGCUACGUUAGAAAUAGAACAAGGGCACUGAUAGAGUGCGGAAGGGAUUUACUACGAAAAUGUAUAUGCAAACCAGUUGAUUGA
This is a messenger RNA of Torulaspora delbrueckii, 1659 nucleotides long. RefSeq names its product E3 ubiquitin-protein ligase HEL1 (gene HEL1). NCBI's taxonomy places the organism in Eukaryota, Fungi, Ascomycota, Saccharomycetes, Saccharomycetales, Saccharomycetaceae. The record is from RefSeq and is a predicted model, not a curated record. The transcript has a single exon. Gene Ontology annotation, biological process: ubiquitin-dependent protein catabolic process; positive regulation of proteasomal ubiquitin-dependent protein catabolic process; protein polyubiquitination. Gene Ontology annotation, cellular component: cytoplasm; ubiquitin ligase complex. Gene Ontology annotation, molecular function: ubiquitin conjugating enzyme binding; zinc ion binding; ubiquitin protein ligase activity. The coding region runs from base 1 to 1659 and encodes 552 amino acids.